This is a messenger RNA of Spirodela intermedia, 5146 nucleotides long. The record is from the annotation of a GenBank genome assembly. Lineage: Eukaryota; Viridiplantae; Streptophyta; Magnoliopsida; Alismatales; Araceae.
AUGGCGGAAUCAGCCAACGGGAAGGCCGGAGACCUGCGAUCGACUUUCCUCCGCGUGUAUUCAGACCUCAAGUCUGAGCUGCUCCACGACCCCGCCUUCGAUUUCACCGAGGAUUCUCGGGAAUGGGUCGAGAGGGUCAGAUGGCUCACUUGUUUUUUUUCUGUUCCGUCCAACCUCCUACAUUUGCCGUUUCCCAUGAGAUCUGAGUUUAUGGGGUUCGUUUCCGCUGCUGGGGGGAUGUUCUAGACUUUGAGUGAUCCUCAUUGUUAUGUGAUCUACCUUUUUUUUAUUGUUUGAUCUCUCAUUUCUGCUCCGCCGAACGGUAAAGGUGUUUCUCGUGCGGAUCUUAUACCAAUUCUUUAGGAGAAAAUGUAGAUACAGCCUGCAACUUUUCAUGAGAGAUUUAAAAGCUUCAUUUAUUGUACAAGAAGCGUAAAAAGUUCCCGAUUCUCGUGUAGCCUUUUUUUUAAUAUCUUUACUUCAUUCUGAGAAAGGUAUUCAGUUUUUCUUAUUUUUUCUUGCGCCCGUAUGCUAUACUGCUUUCUAAUGCCAUCACUGCUCUCACCAAUUUGACAAGAAAAUGAGUGCAAGAGGAAAUAAGACGUCAUAAAGACGAAGACGCAGUUAGUGAGGGUUCGCCACUUUUAACAUUGAUUCGGUUUUUUACUAUUUUUCUUGAAUUCUAGUGGAUUGUAUACAUCUUUUGGAUCUCAUGAUUCUUUUGAAAUACAAUUUUCAUUUUUUUUUCAGGAUCAACCACAGAAAUAACGUCCAAUAUUUAGCGUUUAUUUCACCUCAUAACUUGAACACUAUCGUACAUCUAUACAUUGACUGAUCUAUUAUCAGAAUUUAUGACUAUUCUGAUGGUGACUCGUGCUUGCGAUAUAUAUUAUAUCUCCAAACCUUUUCAGGAUAAAAUUUAAUUGCUGCAUGCUGGGAUUUUUCCCGUGAUAAUCUUGUGCCUUCCCUUUUUGAAUGGCUCACAAGCAAUCCAAUUUGAUCGCUGAGGAAGUUCAAGUCCAAUUUGAAUGGUUCUUCUGAAUAUUUCUGUUUCCUUUGUUGAUUAUUUGGGAAGCAAUUGACUACAGCGAAGCUCUUGCUCUUGUUAAUGAUCGAAUUCACCCGAGUAUUCACUAUGCAUUAAGUAUCCAUUUGUAUUUUAUUUUUUUUGGGGUGGAAAAAUAAAUAAGGUUCAUGUACUUUACAUUUCAAGAAUAGGAUACAUUAAGCCAUUAGAAAGUGUUUGAUAUCCUGAGUGUGACACAGGGGAAGCUGAAAUCAGAGUAAAAUUUUUCAUAGUAAUGAUUCAGUGGGUCUAGAAUAUAGAGUGGACUGUUCUGUGGCAAUUGGUAGAGUUAUGUAGCGAGCUGGACUUUUGGCCUCAAUAACACACGGUGUAUUGUGUUUAAGGAAUUAUACAAAAAGUCUUGCAAAUGAUCGUUUUUUGACAUUCUCUCUUGCUCUAUCUCUUUCAGAUGUAACAUAAAAAGUUCCUCUAUGAUGUUACGAAGCUUUCUUGCUAUGGCAUGUUCUCUUCAAUGCUUCUCUUCUAUGGCUUUUUCUCGGUGGAUGUUCCAUUUGGUUUUCUGUACUUGUUCUCAUGUCUUGUCUUCCCUACUGUUUAUCUUACAACCGGAAUUAACCUAUUACGGUAUGUCUUUUUGACCCUCCUUUUUUUCUAUGUACAGAUGCUCGACUACAAUGUACCUAAAGGUAUGAGUUAAUUAGAAGGCAUACAGAUUUAUUUUUUUUGGUGCAGUUUAUAUUUCGUGAUAAAGCAUAGUUGUCCAUCUUACCUUUUAUGUGUAGAGUUUGAAGUCUAUAAAACCCAUCAUGCAAGUUGUUUGGUGAUAAAAAUAAUGUGAUUGUUGGCAGGAAAGCUAAAUCGGGGAUUGUCAGUUGUUGAUAGCUACAAAUUGUUGAAAGAAGGCAAAGAGCUGUCUGAGGAAGAAAUAUUUCUGGCAUGUGCUUUGGGUUGGUGCAUUGAAUGGGUAAAUACUCCUUACUGCGCCUGUUUCAAACCCUUGAUGUUUUCAUCUGAUCUUCAGAUCGUUUUUGAAAUCUGAAUCCCUAUUAACGACAAUCUCUGCAGUUGCAAGCAUACUUUCUUGUGCUGGAUGACAUCAUGGACAAUUCUCACACAAGGCGAGGACAACUUUGCUGGUUCAGACUACCUAAGGUGGGAGCUCUUUUUCUCAGACGAGAAACUAUUCUCUCUCCGUUUCAAUGUAUCCUUUUUAUUUCUCUGCGAUUGUUAGAGAUUAAUUCCAAAUUAAUAAAAAUUUAGAAAUAUUUUCAGCACUUUUUGGUACUAAACAUUGAAAGGGUGAUAAUUAUGAGAAACAAACAAAGCGGUAUGAUAGAAAACUAGAUGGCGUUGAAAGUUUAUCUGAUGCGUCUUGAGAUAAGUUGAUGCUGUCUUUCUAUUGAGCAUGGUUGCUUAAACUAGGGAAAAAAUUGGAUGAACCAGCACAAGCUAGGAUGCCUGAUCACUGUGGGUUUCUUAUACAUAUGUAGCUCAUGUGGAAAAAUUGCAGCCCAUUUGCUUCUUCUAGUAUUCUAGCAUAACAAGUUAAAUAGUUCUGGGUAAUAGUUGUAAGUUUAUUGCUGUUACAUCUCCUGCUGGCCGCCACAGUUACCACAGCUAGCUCUGCCCAUGGAGAAAAAGAAAGGCUUUUUUAGUCACAAGCCCUACGCAGAAUAGAGAUAGCUGAUGCUAGGAUCUCCUUCGUUUAAAUUAUUUGGUAAAACAGUAAAUAUUUCAAAUGAUACUUUAUCAUUCUUGCAUGGAAACCAGACGCAGAUAGUACUAAUUCACGCAAACGUUUUGAGCUUUAGGAAAGUCCAAUUCAGAUUCCAAUUAGUUAUUGUAACUUAUUGGCAUUUGAAUCUGUACGUUCUAAUUAUAUAAAGCCAGCUUGAAUCUAGAGCCUAUUUUAAGAACUAGAACAGAUGUUUAAGGUCAAAUUGUGAUUCCAGCGGAAUUUUUCGGCAUCUCUUUGAUACUUUUUAUCUAAUAAUCACGGGCACGUUCUAAUUUAUGUUUGUUCUGUCAUCCAUAUAUUCUGCUUUCUACUUCCAUGAUUAUAUGUGCUUAUGUGCAGUAAGCUUUUGUAGGUCGGUCUUAUUGCUGCUAAUGAUGGUAUAAUCCUACGGAAUCAUAUAUUUAGGAUUCUUAAGAAUCAUUUUAAGGAAAGACCCUACUACGUAGAGCUCAUGGAUUUAUUCAACGAGGUACUCAUCUCUAGAAAAUAUGUUUAGAUGUUUUUCAUUUUGUGAUUGAUUUUUUUUUUCCAAGAUUAAUCUUACUAUCUCUUACUAGCCUAUACUAUCUUCUGGCAGGUCGAAUUUCAAACAGCUUCUGGCCAGAUGCUGGAUUUGAUUACAACAAUUGAAGGGGAGAAGGAUCUAGCAAAAUACAAAUUGCCGGUGUAUGAAUUAAAAUGUGAAAAAUAUAGAAAUUAGAACGAAAUUCCUACAACAUGAAUAAUAGUCCUUUUUUUACACUUCACUCUAUUAUUCUUAUCUCAUUGCUUAGACAUAUUACUUACAACAUGAUAUUCUGUCUAUUCAGUCAUCGCCGGAUUGUCGAGUACAAGACUGCCUAUUACUCAUUUUACCUUCCGGUGAGUUAAAUUAAUCUUCACAUGCAUGCCAAAUAUCACAUAUUUUCCUCAGACAGAUGACUAAAAUCUUCACGGGAUUUUGUAGCAAAUUGGCUCGAAUCUUCAUUUAUAUUCUUCUUUUUUUUUGUUGAUUUGUGGUUCCAUUCGCAUGUCAUACCUUCUGCUUGCUGACCAUAUUCGAUUGGUGAUUUUCAUUAAGGUUGCAUGCGCAUUGCUAAUGUCAGGCGAGAACCUAGAUAACUUUGUUGCAGUCAAAGAUAUUCUUGUUCAGAUGGGAAUUUACUUCCAAGUACAGGUAGUUAUACCGUCAUCAUAAUUAAAAAGAUACUAUAUAUAUAUAUAUUGUAAUUUUUUCCCUCCUGUCUGAGACAAUUAGCUCUCUCUCUUUCUAGGACGAUUAUCUGGACUGCUUUGGUGAUCCUGACGUAAUUGGCAAGGUAGAAGCGCAGUUAUUUCGUUCUUCGAUUAAAAUCAUAAUAUAUGUUUAAAAUUUUCUUCUCAUGGGCUGCUCUAUAUCUCAUGGCAUAUUAUAUAAGAUUGGGACUGAUAUCGAAGACUUCAAAUGCUCUUGGCUGGUGGUUCAAGCACUCGAACGUGCUGAUGAAAACCAGAAGAAAAUCUUAAAUGUAAGAGCACUCCUCUCUGGUGGGCUACCUUCAUAUUGAUGACGGCAAAAUAUUAAUCACUGUUGGAUCCAUUUUCUCAGGAAAACUAUGGGAAACUUGAUGCAGAUUGUGUCUCUAAAGUGAAGGCUCUCUACAAGGAUCUUAAUCUCGAGGUGUGGAUUAUAUGCUGACUUUUUAGUCUAUUCUUAGUAUCUUGACUUGCUGAUGAUUUAAUUAUUUUUUAUAUUUUAUUACUGCUUUUGUGUUCUUCCAAUUAUUGAGAUUAUGAGAAUUUUUUCUAUACGUGUGAAUAAGUUCUUCAUUUUUUUUGAGAUGGUCACUCUAGGGAAGUAAACAGUGGCCAUUUAUUGGAUUUAUGGGUUAUAUUUGGUAAAAACAUUGAUAUUUUUUCUAUCGAAUCAGUGAUGCCAAGCAUUGGAGUGACAGCUGGGGCCGGGGCCCAGUCACAUACAGAGAAAAGUCAAUGAAACAUGCCCCAUUGCAGAUCUUUAAGAAAUAGAGUGAGCAAAAUAUGUGCGUGUGUGUGUGUGUGUGUGUGUGUGUGAGAGAGAGAGAGAGAGAGAGAGAGAGAGAGAGAGAGAGAGAGAGAGAAUCCAUCCCUUAUUAACACAUGAACCAACUCUGGAUGAGUUAGGCUGGGUCCUUUUUUUUCCUUGUGGGCUUGAUUUUGAUGUCUAAACUUAGCAAAAGAUCGAUCUUUACUGGCUUCCGUCAGCCCAUUUAUUCCCUUAUCUCAUCAUCCUCUUCCAUUUUCUUGCACAUCAGGCAGCAUUCUUUGAGUAUGAGAGCAAGAGCUACGAGCAACUGAUCUCUGCCAUUGAAGCCCAGCCGAGUGUCGCUGUUCAAGAGGUGCUCAAGUCCUUCUUGGGGAAGAUCUACAAGAGGAAGAAGUAG